Microplitis demolitor is the source of this 1235-nucleotide messenger RNA. RefSeq names its product ER membrane protein complex subunit 5 (gene EMC5). Lineage: Eukaryota; Metazoa; Arthropoda; Insecta; Hymenoptera; Braconidae. The record is from RefSeq and is a predicted model, not a curated record. Gene Ontology annotation, cellular component: early endosome; Golgi apparatus; EMC complex. The transcript is spliced from 3 exons. The coding region runs from base 149 to 478 and encodes 109 amino acids.
AAAAAAAUUAAGUUGUCAGCUAUCUAAUGUUGUGUCUCGUAUUUAUUAUUUAGUAAUUUAACCCCAUUGUCAAUUGACAUAAUUAUAGGCAAGUAAAUAAUAAUUAAAUAUUGUUUUAUAAGUUCAAGUGUAAGAAAUAAUAAUUAAAAUGCCUGCAACGUCAUCACAUAAAUUUAUUACAUGGCUUGGAUUCAUUUCAAUCCUACAUGCUGCUUAUUCUGCUGCUCAACAUCGUUCUUACUUGAGAAUAACGGAACAAGAAUUCACGACAUUGCCUAUUGAUAUAUUGAUUCAAGGAAUCAUCAGUCUGUUUAUUGUAAUGUACGGAGUGUUACACAUCGCUGGAGAUUUCAAAGAAAUUCGCGCAGUUGUCGAAUUGGAAAGUAAAACUUGGGAAACUACGAGAAAUUUACCAUCAUUUCAAAUAUUUAAUCAUCGUGGAAAAUGUUUAUCACCGGAUUAUAUACCACCAUAUUAAAUAUUUAAAUUCAAUUAGCUAAUAAAUAAUUAAUGAUUUUAUAAUUUAAAUUAAUCUUAUAGAAAAAUUUUAUAUUAAGAAAAGACGUUUUGGAAAUUAUUACCGCAGAAAUAUUUUUCAUAAAUUUAAAAUUAUUUAAGUCAGAUUAAUAAUUUAUUACAUCACUGAUGAUUUUUAUAGAAAUUUUUAUUCGCGGUUAAAAGUCAAGCUCAUAAUUUCCAAGACAUUCUCAAUUUUUUUUUCUUCUGGGAAACAAAAUAAAACAUGACACUUAAGUUAGAUGACGUUUAAUAAUUUUUAGAUUUUUUUAAAAACAAAUAACAAAAAAAAAAUAUUUGAAAAAUUGCACCUAUAGAUUUUUUAAUUUUCUACAUGUGCAUAUUUUUUUUUUUUUUUGUUAUAAUUGAAUUGUAAAAAAAAAUUAAAAAAUUAUUGUCUACUAACUUCUGGAUAAUAAAAUAUGAUGCUAAAAGUAGACGACGUAAGUCAAUUGUCAUCAAAAAAUUAAAAAAGAAUGUGUAUUAGAAAGUUUUGAAAAAUUUCCACAUGCAUUUUUAAAAAUUUUUUGUCAAGAUUAACUUUGUUUAUUAAAAGUAAAUAAAUUUUUUAAAUGACUGCUACUUUCAGUAUCAUAAUAAAGAAGUAAAGGAAAAGAGGAUUAAAAAAUACAAAUGAAUUAAAUUUACCCAGCAAUGCCGAAUAUUACAUUAUUAUUAUUUAUGAAUGAGAAAUAUAUAAAAUAAUCAUAAAACAACGU